AUGACUACUUUAACUUCUGGUGGCAAUUCCGCCUUUCCCAACUACAAUGCUGAUUUGGCUCAUACCCAGGAUGCAAACGAACGUCGUCGUCUUGCACUUGCCCAGAUCGACAACGCCCCCUUUGGCUGGCGGCACGCUCGGGCGGUCAUUGUGGCUGGUGUCGGGUUCUUCACAGAUUCCUAUGACAUCUUCGCCAUCAACCUUUGCUCAGGUAUGCUGGGCAUUGUGUACUGGCAAGAUGCCAUUUCACGUCCUGGAAAGAUUCCGUAUCACUCUGACACCGCCAUAAAAGUGUCAACCUCAGGGGGUACGGUCCUCGGGCAACUUUUCUUUGGAUGGCUUGCGGAUAUUGUGGGGCGCAAGCGGAUGUAUGGAAUUGAAUUGAUUAUCAUCAUUUUAACGACCUUGGCCCAGGCUCUCGCGUCGGACUCUCCUGCUGUCUCGAUCACCGGUAUCCUGGUCUUCUGGCGCGUACUCAUGGGGAUUGGUAUUGGUGGUGACUACCCGCUGUCCUCCAUUAUUACUUCCGAGUUCGCAACGACCAGGCACCGAGGCGCGAUGAUGGGUGCCGUGUUCGCAAUGCAAGGGCUUGGACAGUUUGGCGCUGCUAUUGUUGCUUUAAUCGUGACAGUGGGCUUCAAAGGAUCUUUGGAGUCUGCAGCAUCCGUAGCGAAGUGUUCAGGGGUCUGCCAACUGGCCGUUGACAAGAUGUGGCGCGUUGUGAUUGGAUUUGGGGCUGUUCCGGCUUGUCUUGCUCUUUACUACCGACUCACUAUCCCAGAGACACCGUGCUACACCUUUGAUGUUGCUAGAGAUAUUGAAAAGGCGGGCGCUGACGUCCGUGCCUAUAUUGAGGGAAAGCAUGAAGGUCACCCGGAUGAGGUCAGGCGAAUCGCUGUUUUACAGGAUGAAGCUGUGGUUCUGGUCACCCCCAAAGCCGGCUGGUCGGACUUUUGGUCCCAUUUCCUCAAGUGGAAGAACGGUAAGGUUCUACUGGGUACUGCGGGCUCAUGGUUCUUCCUUGACGUUGCUUUCUACGGUCUCGGUCUCAACAACUCGAUAAUUCUCACGGCCAUCGGCUGGAACGGUGGUAAGAAUAUUUACGAAUACUUUUACCGCAAUGCAGUGGGAAAUUUGAUUCUAAUCUGCGCUGGUGCGAUCCCUGGAUACUGGGUCAGUGUUGCGACCGUGGACUAUCUAGGCCGCAAGCCGAUUCAACUGAUGGGAUUUGUUGUUCUGACUAUUGUGUUUAUUGUCAUCGGCUUUGCGUAUGAACCUCUCAAACGGUCGAACAACGGUUUGCUUGGGUUAUAUAUCAUCGCGCAAUUCUUCUUCAAUUUUGGACCUAAUGCAACGACAUUUAUUGUUCCUGGAGAAUGCUUCCCCACGCGGUACCGUUCUACUUCGCAUGGGAUCAGCGCAGCAUCGGGGAAGGUUGGAGCAAUCAUCGCACAGUGUGUUUUUGGACCUCUGGCGCAUAAAGGAGCCAAGGAGGGCAAGGAUUCAUCGGAUACUCCCUGGUUGAAUCACGUCAUGCAGAUAUUCGCUUUGUUCAUGCUAUGCGGGUGUUUCACGUCCCUGUUAAUUCCUGAGACAAAACGCAAGACACUGGAGCUGAUGUCCGGAGAGGAACUUGAAACAUCGUCUGAGUCUACUGGGGAGUCUCGAAGCCAGGUGGAGGCCAGGCCUGCCCAACCGAAGAAUGAGAAUACCACCAGUGAGGCAGAGAGACAAGCGGAGUGA
Messenger RNA from Aspergillus pseudonomiae, 1743 nucleotides. Its product is annotated as phosphate permease. The transcript is spliced from 3 exons. Gene Ontology annotation, cellular component: membrane. The record is from RefSeq and is a predicted model, not a curated record. Bases 1 to 1743 code for a protein of 580 amino acids. Gene Ontology annotation, molecular function: phosphate transmembrane transporter activity. Gene Ontology annotation, biological process: phosphate ion transport; transmembrane transport. Lineage: Eukaryota; Fungi; Ascomycota; Eurotiomycetes; Eurotiales; Aspergillaceae.